Molecule: messenger RNA, 599 nt
Organism: Spea bombifrons (plains spadefoot toad)
Lineage: Eukaryota; Metazoa; Chordata; Amphibia; Anura; Pelobatidae
Product: OX-2 membrane glycoprotein-like
Exons: 2
Coding region: 52-486 (144 amino acids)
Molecular function (GO): cell-cell adhesion mediator activity
Source: RefSeq, a predicted model, not a curated record
GAUCUGCCACCAAAUUCUGUUUUACACUGCGGAGGAUCUUACAGGCAACCGAUGCAUCCCUUCCUGCUUCUGGGUUUCAUAUGCGUUUCAGGGUCAGAACCAGACGUCAAAUGCACAACUUCAGAUCGUGCUGUUUUAGGGGGCACGGUAACCCUGACUUGUGCUUUAACAUUGUCGCAUUUAGAUACUGAGCAGCUGACGUGGCAGAAGAAGAAGGAUAAUGUCACCCAAAAUAUUGCCACCCAAAGCAAAAAGUACGGAGUCAAAAUUAACCCGUCAUUCAACCAACGUGUAUCUGUUAAUGGCACAGAGCUGAACAGAUCAUCCAUCACCAUCUCCGAUUUGAAACUGGAAGAUGAAACCCUUUAUAUUUGUAUCUUUAAUGCAUUUCCAUUCGGGGCAUUCAAAGGCGCGGUCUACCUAACAGUUCCUGGUAAAUGGCACUUAACGUUUUUUUUUCCCCUUUUAGUAUUUAAAAAUAUUUGAAGAUUCCUGAUCAUUUAAAGGGACAGUUUAAUGUCGUACAAUCCCACUAUAGAAUAGUGCAUAUUAAUGCAAGUAUUCUGUGAGCAACCCUAACUCCCUAUAAAUACCUCAUU